Messenger RNA from Myxocyprinus asiaticus (Chinese sucker), 8668 nucleotides. It is a transcript of the gene jmjd1cb, whose product is annotated as jumonji domain containing 1Cb. Gene Ontology annotation, molecular function: transcription coregulator activity; histone H3K9 demethylase activity; chromatin DNA binding. NCBI's taxonomy places the organism in Eukaryota, Metazoa, Chordata, Actinopteri, Cypriniformes, Catostomidae. Gene Ontology annotation, biological process: regulation of transcription by RNA polymerase II. Gene Ontology annotation, cellular component: histone deacetylase complex; chromatin. The record is from RefSeq and is a predicted model, not a curated record. Bases 191 to 7834 code for a protein of 2547 amino acids. The transcript has 27 exons.
CUGAGCGCGAGAGCGACCAUUCGCGGGUGGAGGCUGAGAGAAAUUUAAAUCCCCCGGGUUGCGGUCGACACGCAAAAAGGCGAAAAAAAUCACGGUUGUUUCUUUCUUUUUUGUUCAGCACGCAGUUUUGACGGUGUAAAUGUGCGGUCGGUAGGGCGAGAGUGUUGAAGGUUUUGAGGGUUUUUCCGCCAUGGUGGUCGGGAAGCGGUUCCUGUGCGUGAGCGGUGAGGAGCUGCUGGAUCCCGCGCACAUCGCGCGCUGGUCAUGGCGAGCCGGAGUCAUCCGAGCCGUCAGUCACCGCGACCACGACAAUCCUGAGCUGACGGUAUACGUGGAGUUCGAUGACCUUGAGUGGGAGAAGCGCGAGUGGGUCAAGGUGUACGAAGACUUCCAGAUCUUUCUGUUGGAGCAUCAGCUGGUUUGGGCCAAAAUGAAGGGCGAUGCCCAGCUGCAGGGAACAAAAACCAAGCAGAUCCAGUGGCCAGCCCUGACGUUCAAGCCUCUGGUGGGGAAGACUGUGCUUGGAUCCACCACCGCCAUUGAGUUCUUCUCUGACAGACAGCUGGACUUCCUGACAGAUGAAAGGGCCUAUCAGCCCUAUCAGGAUGAGUUGGACAGUUUAAGUCCUGUUCUCAGGGACUGUCCACAGCUCCAUGAGGAAGUGAAAGCCUGGGUGAAAGACCAAAAGGUUCAGGAAAUUUUUAUGAAAGGUCCCUAUUCUUUGAAUGGCUACCGUGUACGAGUUUACAGGCAGGACUCAGCCACCCAGUGGUUUACGGGCAUCAUCACCCACCACGAUCUCUUCAGCCGCACUAUGGUUGUCAUGAAUGACCAGGUACUAGAGCCACAGAACGUUGACCCAUCCAUGGUACAGAUGACUUUUCUGGAUGAUGUGGUACAUUCUUUAUUGAAAGGAGAGGACAUCGGUAUCACGUCACGACGCAGGUCUCGGUCUAGCCAGAACAGCAACACUGCCCAUCAGACCACAGGAGGGAGACCAAGCGGCACCACAGGAAGCACUCAGGGUCAUUACACACGCGCACAGGCUAACAGUCCCAGACCUGUGAUGAAUUUGUCUGGCUCCGCCCCCAAACAGGCCUCUCAGGCCCAGCAGCAGCAGUCCCAGCAUGCUCAACAGCAGGUAUCCCAGCAACAACACCAGCAACAGCAGCAGCUGCAGUCACCAGGUCAACAGCGUGGCUCACGAUCCUCACGUCGAAAAGGCUCCGACAGCAGUGUUCCAGAUGAUGAGAAGGUCAAAGAGGAAAAAACGGACAGUGGAGGAAAAGAUUCCUCUAAAAACAAAAGCAAGCAGACAAGCAAGCGGAGGAAAGCAGAUGAAGAGGACAAGAAGGGCAGUCUGAAACGGCUCAAAACAGAGGCGUCUGACCUCUCGGAGAGCAGCGACUCGGAGAACUCCAACAAGCGGAGCGUAGACUCCUCUUCAGAGCAUAGUUCUGAGAAUGAGCUGAAAUGCAAGAGCACUUCAAAAGUUCCAGAAGAGGAAGACAAGUCACCAAUAUCCAAACCAGUGGACGAGUUGAGUGUAAUCAACAGGUUGUCCCCCUGGGAGGAGAUACAGGAUAAAAGUGCCAAGCCAGUGGCCGUGGAGGUUCUUCAGCUGGCGGAAAGUGAGCGGCCAGCAGAGAGGAGGUCUCCAGGGGAAAGGAGAUCUCCACUGCCUUCUCCAGCCUCCUCUUGCACCCAAAACCAAGGCUUGGGACCAGCCGAGGUCCAAAGCUGCAUUGUUGAGAUGAAAAGCACUGUGAAAACCCUCCUCAAGGACCAUUACAUUACAGGGACACCUCGGACGCGCACACCCAAGUGCGUGAUUGAUAUCACAGAGGACACCAACAUGCCACCCAGUUCCAGAGAGAGCUCAGAGGCCUUAUCGGCCCUGCUGGCAUCGCAGAAUUGUGAACCCUACGUUACUGAGUCCAGACAUUUGGUGCUAAACGCCUCCCACUCAGAGUACAGGAGGCCGGAUGGUGAGCAGCACCAGAACUCUCGCAGCAUGGGGGGCAGAAUCGAAUUCGCCCACUCGGAGGUCAUACGGCCAGUGACAACGGUGAGUGAGUUGGCAGCCGUGGGUGAAAGAGGCAAGCUCCAACAGCACUAUACAUCUAUGGUUAUUAAAAAUGCCUCGGUAAACGAGGACAUCAGGAAAACUCAUAAACUCAGUCCUUCCCCUGACCUGCUCAAACCCAAGUCUAACUCAUCCUUGGACAUCCUCAAGCCCAUGUGCAAUCCCUCAUCUGACAUAAUAAAAUCCAAAACUCAGAGCAUUCAUGAGUCCUCCAAGCCCAAACCAAAUACGUCCCCUGAGGUGUCCAAACACAAACCGCAGCACUCUGAAAACCAGCCUACAAUAGGCCGUUUAGUACUCAAACCCGAGCCGGACGUACCUCGCUCCAGUUUUAAGCCUGUGCCGGCCCGCGGGACGCUGUCCGAAUCCACAAAAAGCCCGCUUGUCAUUGACAAAAACGAGCAUUUUACAGUGUACCGGGAUCCUGCUUUAGUGCGUUCUGAAUCAGAGAACAACCACGUGGCUUACUUGCACCCGCACCUGCAUCCGCUCCAUGGUUCUUCUCACGCAACGUGUCUUAAGCCCAGCACGCACCAUCCACCCCACCUCCUCCCUUCUUCCUCCAUCAGCCAUUCAGUGCACCACCCACUACUGCCCACCGUUCUGCCCACCAUUCCAACAACCUCGCUUCUGGGCGGCCAUCCCCGGCUGGACUCUGCUGGGCUCGGGCAUCUAUCCCUGGCCCACCACCAUCCCCACCAGCAGCAGCAGUUUCUACAGCAGCAGCCGCCCCCUCCCCUGCUGGCCCAGACGCAUGGAGGCGCCUCGUACAACCAACUCGGCCUCUACCCCAUCAUCUGGCAAUACCCCAAUGGUACCCACUCCUAUCCGCCAGGCUACAAGUGGGUCCAUCCGGAGAAUACGGUCAAUUCAGACACCAACCUACGGAGGAAUGCCCCCAGCCCCUGGUUGCACCAGCCCACCCCUGUAACCUCAACAGACAGCAUGGGGAUUUUUAGCCAUGUCUCGUGCAGACCCGCAAGCGCUGAGCCUUAUCAACCCAUCAAGAUCAGCUCACACUCCAGCCCACCGCUCUCCAAAACCCCCGGAGAACUCCACAAAGAAGAACGGGAGAAGAAUGUGUUUGGGGAUCCAAUGCGUAGCCUGGCCACUGCCCACCUGAAGCAAGAGCCAGAUCGCAGCCGGACGCCCACCAGCAAAGAGCUGCACCGUCUCUACAUGGAAUCCCCCCACAGCAAGCAGCAACCACCGCGCGUGCCUCAGGAGGGGCCUGACCGCACCAGCAAAUACAAGGAAGAGAACCGGCGCAUACUUCAGGAGAGUAUCGAGGUGGCCCCCUACACCGCCAAGAUCCGCACCGGAGAGUCCGACCGUGAGCCCUACUCUCGUAUUUCCUCCCAGCUAAAAAGCCAUGAGAAAGAGGUGGAGCACUCUGUAGCUGAUCUGUACAAGUACAAACACUCAGUGUCUAAGUCCCUCCCCCAAACCAACUACUUCACCACACUGUCUAAUAGUGUCGUGAACGAGCCGCCUCGACUUUACCCAUCCAAAGAUCCCAAUUCCUACUUUGACAAGGCACCUGCAGUCUCCAGUCCCUUGUCUUUGGGCUCAUACAGUUCCAGUCACACCAAGUCCUUGUCCAAGCCUCCUCCUCUCAUAAAGAACCAGCCAGAAGGAGAGGGACUGGUAGGCAAAAUCACAGAGCAACUCAGUCACCAAGCGCCCAUGCACUCGCUUAGUACCUCAGUGGUGACGGUCAGUGACCACUGCAGCCCUGCCAUCUCUCCCUCCGGUCAGCCCAAGGGCAUGCCAGCCCUGCGUAAAGCACCCAUUUUUCACCCGCCCACCCAGCAGGCUCUUGACCGUAAGGAGGGAGCCUACGGUCGCCUCUCCCCACCCACGCUUACCCCCAUCCAGCCUGUUAGCUCGGCAGGGAAGGUGUCCGAGCAGCAGAAGCCACCCACCCUGAUCCCAGAGCUCAGGGAUGAGAAGAGCGGAGCCGAGCUGGGCUCGGCCGAACCCUGGCGAGCCGGUGGUGAAGCAAAGAUCCACGAUAAAAUGUCUUGGCAUUCUGAGAAUAGCCAAGGGAAGCAACAGGCAGCCAUGGCAUCUGUUAUUGUCCGCCCUUCUACUUGCAAAUACGAUGGCUCACCAGGUCCCAAGAUGAACUCUAAGGAGCCUCUCAGUGGCAGAUUGUUUGCCGGAUGGACUCAGGCAGAAUGCCUGAAGGUGGCGGAUUGCAGGGAAUCUGGUAGUAUGAUCCUGCCAAACACAAAUUUGGAGGGUCCUGGUGAUCAGUACAAGAAAAAUGUUCUUAGAGUGCCACAAGGUAGCAUUCCCUGCACGGUGGUGGCUGUGACCAAUUCCAUGUGCAGUGCUAGGACUAAUGACAACACUGCUGCUAUCAGCGGCACGUUUAGCAUGCAGAGCCAAGGUAGAGCAAAACUUGCGUUCUCCAUCUCUGGCACCAGCAGUAGUAGUAGGAUUGAGAGCUCUGCUUCCAGAAGCCGGACUCCAACUGUUGUUGAGUCACAGGAGGGUGGCUCGAGAACCACCUCGCCCAGUGUGCUGCCUCAGGCCAGCUCUGCUGGCACCACGCAAGCCUACUCAAGAAACUUUGUCCAUCUGAAGAAGGCCAAAGCAGCUCUGGCUGCGGCACAGUCGCAAGGCUCCAGCAGCGCCUCGGAGAGCGAGAGUGGUAGUGUCAGAUCUUCUCAGGACUCGCCCACCAUCGCCCAGGACAAUAUCACGCCCAGCAACCCUGCUAGCAAAGCCAGCCCGUUGCCCAACGGACAGCCAGCACAAGUGUGCCAGCCUAACUACCACAAGCUCAAGAAAGCCUGGCUCACGCGACACUCAGAGGAGGACAGAAAUACAAACAAACCCGAAAAAGGCACAAAUGCCAUUUCUGAGCUAAUUAAGCCAUGCACCGUCAGCCUGAUCGCCCCUGCAUCUAGUGAUGUGGACAUGUGCGAGGACAACAAAGCGCAAGAGGACAAGCUGUCACAGGAUGACAGAAAGACACGCCGUGGCCCCAAGCGUCACUACGAAUCGGGCUCUGAGAGUGGCGAUGACUCGGACUCUAGCGAGAGCAAACUGGAACAAAGGACUAAACGGCAACCCAAGCCAACAUACAAAAAGAAGCAAAAUGACAUGCAGAAACGGAAGGGAGACAAUGAGAAGGAUGAGGAUGAUAUGAAGCCAAAUGGUAUUUUCCGGAGUGCCAAGGAAAAAGCUAAACUUAAGCUGGCCAGUCCCAAUGGCAUUCCCCGUUCAGUGCUGAAGGACUGGAGGAAGGUGAAGAAGCUCAAGCAGACGGGUGAGUCCUUCCUGCAAGAUGAUUCAUGUUCAGAGAUCGGCCCCAACCUGCAGAAGUGCAGGGAGUGCCGCUCCAUCCGUACCAAGAAAGGAGAGGAGCCUGCCCACUCACCUGUCUUCUGCCGAUUCUACCACUUCCGCCGCCUCUCUUACAGCAAGAAUGGAGUGAUCCGGAUUGAUGGCUUCUCCUCACCUGACCAGUAUGAUGAAGAGGCUCUCAGUCUCUGGGCUCCAGAUAGAGUUGAAGAAAACAGUCUGGACCUAGACGCCUCGAAAUAUAUCCUCGGCUACAUCGGUGACAAAUUUUGUCAGCUGGUUAUGACCGAGAACACAGCAGCUACAUGGAUAAAGAAAGAUGCCAAGAUCGCCUGGAAGAGAGCGGUGCGCGGCGUGAGAGAGAGCUGCGAUGCAUGUGAAGCCACAUUGUUUAACAUUCACUGGGUCUGCCAAAAAUGUGGAUUUGUGGUGUGUUUGGACUGUUACAAGGCCAAGGAGAGGAAGAGUUCCAAAGACAAAGAGCUGUAUGCCUGGUUGAAGUGCGUUAAGGGACAGCCGCAUGAUCACAAGCACCUGAUGCCAACGCAGAUCAUUCCAGGAACUGUUCUGACAGACUUGGUGAACGUUAUGCACAUGCUCAGGGAGAAGUAUGCCAUUAAAGCACACUGCUCGUGUGCUGGGAAGCAGAACACAAUCCUCAACAAGCUGCCGUCCACCAAUGGCGUCUCCCAGGUUUUACAGAACAUGCUCAAUCACAGCAACAAGAUCUCUCUGUGUAAGCCUGAGAGCGGUCAGCAGAACUCCUCUCUGAAGGUGGAGGCCAACGGAGGGAGCAGUCCCGCCAGCGACACCAGCACCGACAGCAAGUUCACCCCGCCCGAGUCCCAGUCACCGUUGCACUUCCUGGCUGAUCUGGCUGAGCAGAAGUCCCGCGAGGAAAAAAAGGAGAAUAAAGAAUCUGGUGUAGUGAAGAUGGAGGAGAAGGAGCAGUCAGAAGCUUUAGAGUCUCUGCACAGUAAAGCAUCGUCCCUGGAGCAGGGCUCCACCCUCCGAGACCUCCUCACCACCACUGCAGGCAAACUGCGCCUAGGCUCCACAGAUGCGGGCAUCGCAUUCGCUCCUGUCUACUCCACUGCCUCUCAGAUUGUUAAGAGUGGUCGCAGCAUGCCCAACAUCCUGGAUGACAUCAUCGCCUCUGUGGUAGAGAACAAGAUCCCAGCGGGCCGCGGUACCAAGCUGAACCUGAAGCACGAGCCAGUAGAGGAGCCCAAAGCCGAGAAGAAACCAGUGGAAGAGCUGCCCAAACUGUACGCUGACAUCCCCCACUGCUGGCUGUAUGAGCGCAGGCUGCUCUGGCUCAAAGACCAUCGUAACAGCAACAACUGGAAACUCUUCAGGGAGUGCUGGAAACAAGGACAGCCUGUGCUUGUCUCUGGGGUGCACAAAAAACUCAACGGUAGCCUGUGGAAGGCCGAGUCCUUCAACCAAGAGUUUGCCGACCACCAGGGGGACCUUUUGAACUGCAAGGAUGGAGUAAUGUCCAACUCAGGCGUCAAGGAGUUCUGGGACGGCUUUGAGGAUCUCACGAAGCGUCCUAAGUCUAAAGACGGAGAAACCGUGGUGUAUCGGCUGAAAGACUGGCCAUCUGGGGAGGAGUUUAUGGCUUUGAUGCCUUCCAGGUAUGAUGAUCUCAUGAAGAACCUCCCUAUGCCAGAAUAUUCAGACCCAGAGGGAAACUUCAACCUGGCCUCCCAUCUGCCCUCCUUCUUUGUGCGGCCGGACUUGGGCCCUCGUCUCUGCUGCGCUUAUGGUGUGGCGGCGUCUCAGGAGCAGGAUUUCGGCACCGCUAACCUGCACAUGGAAGUGUCGGAUAUCGUCAGUGUGCUGGUUUACGUAGGAGUGACCAAGGGGAAUGGUGUCCUCUCCAAAACGGGAGUGCUUAAGAGGUUGGAGGAGGAAGAUCUGGAUGACAAUGUGAAGAAAAGAUUAAAGGACUCGAGCGAGACUCCCGGAGCCUUGUGGCACAUCUACACGAGUAAAGACGGCGAGAAGAUUAAAGAGUUUCUGCACAAGGUGGCGAAAGAGCAGGGUGUGGAGAUCCCAGCGGAUCAUGACCCGAUUCGUGAGCCAGGAUGGUACUUGAGCCGCAAGCUGCGUCAGAGGCUGUUGGAUGAACACAGCGUUCAGGGCUGGACUGUGGUGCAGUUUCUGGGAGAUUCAGUCCUGAUCCCCGCUGGAGCCCUGCAUCAGGUGCAGAACCUUCACAGCUGCGUCCAGGUGAUCAAUGACUUUGUCUCUCCGGAGCAUGUGGUGCAUUCGUUUCACUUAACCCAGGAACUGAGAUCCUCCAAAGAGGAAAUCAACUAUGAAGAUAAGCUACAGGUGAAGAACAUCUUCUACCACUGUGUGAAGGAUGCUGUGGGAACUUUAAAGAGGUGCUGUGCAGAGGAGGAAGAGGAGACAAACUCAUGACACACUCUCCCUCGUCAGCCCACGACCGCCCAUCAACACUUUACCCCAAAUAUGCACACUAACGCUCACUUCAUGUACCUCCAGUGCCAAGCAGAGUAGAACACCAGGAAACUGUAUUUAUUUGUUACUUACACCACAGCAGUAUAGCAGCCCAUCAGGACGACUGUGAUUGACACAAACAUAUCUGAAGAUUAUCCGACAGCACCGCUGUCCCGACUAGUAUUUGCUUGUCUGUUUGAUUCUUUUGUUCUUUCAUACUGUAUAAUUUCAGUGGAAUAUUGUAUUUAUUUUUAGGAAUCCUGCGCUCUGUUGGAGAUCAAAUAAAUGUAAAUGUGACUUGUACAGUUUGCUAAUGGAUUUCUGAUGCCGCUCACUACUUUGGAGACUUGGAGUUACUGUGAGAGUGAUCAGCUAUUUCGUGUCCUCAUGCCAUAUCUUUUGAGAAAAAUGAACUGCCAAACAAUUGUAAACAUUGUAAAGUUCUAUUAUGUAAAGAAAGACUUAAAGAAUAACACACUUCAGCAUUUUAUUAAGAAGUAUUCACUGUAAAAUGCAUACAUUUACAAAAAAAAAAGUUGUAAGUUAUUUAAGGAAAUUGUCUAAUUUCUUUCUCCUUUCUAUGUGAAGAUUUACUAUGGAGAACUUUUGAAGUUCAAUGAAAAAAAGGAAAUCGUACUAUGCUGUGUAAAUAUAUACAUAUAUACAUUCACUGAUGUAUUUUUUUAAAACAUGGUUUGCUUCAAUUUCAAAUUUUAAAGCGCAAGUGUUAUAUGCUUUGUACAUUGAAGUUCAAAGGGGUUUUACAUUUUCCAUUAAAAUGGAUUUAUCAAAUAA